Messenger RNA from Chironomus riparius, 1051 nucleotides. NCBI's taxonomy places the organism in Eukaryota, Metazoa, Arthropoda, Insecta, Diptera, Chironomidae. The record is from the annotation of a GenBank genome assembly.
UAAAAAUAAACAAGAAACAAUUUAAUUUUUGGAUUUUGUUAAAAAUAUCAUAUAUUUAAUUAAGAAAAUGACGCUUUCUCAUAAGAUUCUCCUUGGUCAAAUUAGUUUGCAUGUGUUUUCGUUAAUUUUAUCAGUCUGUCUUACAAUACCAUUAAUUAUUCAUCAAAUACAUUUCGAUGGACAUUGCUUAUUGUUUUCUGGUGGAAAUUGGUCUCAAGAAGAUGGAUUGCUUGUCAUUUCAUGGGCAUCAAAAUUUUAUUGCGUAUUUCCUCUGAUAACUGGAAUAUUAAUCUUUAUACUUUCAAGUCUACAAAUUUAUCGAAUCGCAAUGUUAUAUCACAAAGAGGAAGAAAGUUCCUUUAUGGCAUUAUUUUUGGACUCUGCUGUAUCUCUAAUAUGCUGUGCUAUGGUUUUAGCAUCAAGUAUUUUUAUUACACUUGGAUUCAUCAUUUGGUGCGGCUUAAUGAAUGAGAGAUUUCCAUCAUGUGAAACAGCCGAUGGACAAAAUAUAACAAAACCAGACGUUCUGAUACAAACAGCUGGGUUUUAUAAUGGAAUGGGAGUCGCUCAGUUUGGUUCCUGGGGAAUUUUCGCAACAUUUGCAGUAUUGUCAAGUUUAGCUAUUUUAAAAUUAGUAAAUAAUCAUCAGUUAAGGAAUCUUAGAGUAUCAAUGUAUUUAGAGAGGCAAAGGCUUGUUAAUGAGGAUAGCUUCCAUAAUUUCCCAGAACCUGUUGUCAGACAAGAGAAUAUGGAUUAAGAACUUAAUACUCAAAUAUUAAAAAUAAUGAAAAAGUUACUGAUUAUCAUUAAUCCUUUCUUUGUGAUAAAAGAAAUUCUUUUAUAUAUGAACAACUACCUGAUUUAUCAUCACUUCCUCAUUAAUUUCUUUAUACUUUUAUAGUAUUUCUCUCUGAAACGUGGUUGUCGAAUUGGAUACAUAACAAUUUAAAAUGUAUUUGGUCCAUUUGUAAUAUGAAUCCAUACGUAUAUAACACUUACUGAUCAAUUAAAAAUGUUACACAGAACAAGUUGAAGCAUGUUUAAAGUUUUU